GGAGGGAGUAAGUAUAUUGUAUUUUAAAAUAAAGAUUAAUGUUAAGUAAAUCAGAAAUAAAGAUAAAGUGACGUCGUUAAUGGAGAGCAACAACUUUAGUGGCAACUAACAACUUUAAGGGCAAGGUGUUUAACUUCCUCCGCUCAAGAGCUCCAUUGAAGCCACUAUUGAACUUUUUCUUCUUCAAUUUCUUAACGGAAUAAUUAUUUUGACAAUGUCAAUUAUCAAAAGCUGAAACUACCAAUUGUUGAACCCUAGAUUAAUGCAAAAACACACACAAGUAAUGCAGUUAAAAAAAAAAAAGUACUAUAUGCAAUGAUUUGACCUAAAAUAUGAGAUAAAUGUCUAAUUAGUGCAAAUAAUUUGAAAUAGAGAUAGUAAAUGUUGGAAAUGUUUUAUGAAGACCAAAGUACCCAUACAUUUUCCGGUUUCCCACUCGUUCUACAAUUACUCAGUCAUACUCUCCUCAAACACUAGUUCUUUCGUCCCUAACCAAAUAAAAAUUUUCGUUGUUCAAAUGUUCGUUGAUCUAUCAACUCAAAUUUAAUGGUAUCGCAUGCUUCUAACGGUAGCUCGUAUUGGGUUUCGGAAAAUUCAUCGAUUUUGUAGGUUAACUUGAAGUCGCCGGAAUUAUUAUUUCAGGAAACGCUGUAAAACUCGUAACACCAAUCAUGAAACGGAGGAGACCUUUUACUUCUCCUGGUUCUGCUGUUAAGUGCACAGCUCCCUCAACCCCACCAACUCCGCGCAAUGUGGACAUCACCCAGUUUGCUAAAACCAAAACGAACCUCAACUCGGAAACUUUGUCCCACUCUUCAAAUAGACCGUCUAAGAGAUCUCUUUCGCAAAUUCUCAAAAUCCAAAACUUGCCAACCGAUAAAUGGGUGCCCCUUGAUUUGGGGAAAUCAGAGCUGUCUUUGCCCCUGACUUUUCCAACUGGACAGACCUUCAGGUGGAAGAAAACAGGGACACUCCAAUACACUGGCGUUGUCAAGUCUCAUCUGGUGUCCUUAAAGCACCUUGAAAAUGGUGAUGUCGCUUACCAAUUUCACCCGGUUAUCUGUUCUAAUUCCAGUUCCAUUUCCAACUUCACUGAGAAGGAGGAUGCUAAGAUAGCUUUGCUUGAUUUUCUCAAUGUGGGUAUUCGUCUGGCUGAUUUGUGGGAGAGUUUUGCAGCCUUUGAUCAGAGGUUUUCUGAGCUAGCACCCCAUUUGGCUGGUGCCCGUGUGCUUAGGCAGGAUCCUUUGGAGUGCCUCAUUCAGUUCUUGUGUUCAUCUAAUAAUAACAUUCAAAGGAUCACUCGAAUGGUUGAUUACAUUUCUUCUUUAGGUCAUUAUUUGGGGAGUGUUGAGGGGUUUCAAUUUUAUCAAUUUCCAUCAUUGGAGCGGUUGGCCAUGAUCUCUGAAGAGGAGCUAAGGGAGGCUGGCUUUGGUUAUAGAGCAAAAUAUAUAGUUGGCACAGUAAAAGCCCUGCAAUUGAAGCCUGGUGGUGGUGUUGAGUGGCUUUCUUCUUUGCGUGAAUUGGACCUUAAAGAAGUCAUAAAUGAACUCUCCACUUUUCCCGGUGUGGGUCCAAAGGUGGCAUCAUGUAUAGCUCUCUUCUCCCUGGAUCAACAUCAUGCAGUUCCAGUUGACACACAUGUCUGGAAGGUUGCUACGAGGUACUUUAUGCCUGAGCUUGCAGGUGUCCGUAUGACACCAAAGCUGUGCAGUAGUGUGGCUGAAGCAUUUGUUACUAGGUAUGGGAAAUAUGCUGGCUGGGCUCAAACCCUACUUUUUGUCUCUGAGUUGCCCUCUCAAAAAGCUAUCAUACCAUCAGAAGUUUGCUAUAUGAAAGAGAAGAAUCUGUUGGACAAAAAAGUUAUUUUGUGAAAAUGAAGACGUGUGUGUAGCCAAGUUGUGAUAAUGAAGAUUGGAGACGUAGAGAACAAAUGAUACUUUUCAUUCUGAUCCAUGGGCUGGUCUCUUGCUGGGUCUCGUCUUGCUGCUAAAGGUACUUCUCUAGUUCUCUGGACUUUGUUGCCCCCAUGGUCAACUUCAAAAGGAGGAUUUGGAGGCUAUGUUCAGCAAGUGGGUUACAUCAGGUAAUGUAUAUUGUUGGUGAGAUUCCUACGAUUGCUAUAAGACGUUUCAUUGCUAGCAAUUGGAAUCAUGUAGUUCAACCUGAAAUAUUCUUGCAUGAUGAAUGAGCGAUUAAAAUGAAACUUUCUGAAUCAUUCUUUACACCAAGACAUCAGACUUCUCCACCAGUGAGAGGCUUUUCUGGAAAUUAUGUCUCUGUUUGAAUUACGCUUAUAAAUUUUGGUUAUGAUUCUGUAAAUCGCCAACAAUGAGUUUCCAUAGGUCUCAUUCAUCUCAUCUUAGUUUGCA
Messenger RNA from Chenopodium quinoa (quinoa), 2369 nucleotides. Its product is annotated as N-glycosylase/DNA lyase OGG1-like. Gene Ontology annotation, molecular function: 8-oxo-7,8-dihydroguanine DNA N-glycosylase activity; damaged DNA binding. Gene Ontology annotation, cellular component: nucleus. The coding region runs from base 672 to 1871 and encodes 399 amino acids. The transcript has 4 exons. The record is from RefSeq and is a predicted model, not a curated record. Lineage: Eukaryota; Viridiplantae; Streptophyta; Magnoliopsida; Caryophyllales; Amaranthaceae. Gene Ontology annotation, biological process: base-excision repair; base-excision repair, AP site formation; nucleotide-excision repair.